UUACUAUUUGCUCCUGGGUUGGACUCUUUGCCCUAGCUAAAUUAAUGCUACAACAACUCUGAUCAGCAGGAUUUUCAUAUCUUACAUACCUGUCUACUAACUAUCAAGUUCCUUAAUAGCACGUCUUUAACAACACAAAUAUCACUUACGAAUCUUCUCACCUCCCGGAAGACUCCUUCUCCAGUUAUCAGUCGACCAUACCAUAUAGCGAAAUUCAAAGUCCUCGCCUCUGACCCUAUGGUAUGCGACCGAUCCGCUAGCAAUCCUGAAGGUGCGGAAGAGCAAUUAGUUUGACGGCCAUUUCCUCCGAAUUCAUCGAUAUUUAUUAUUUUGGGGAUAUGAUCAUAAAUGACUUAUCCCGAAAGCAGUAUGCGGGGAGGUGAAGGCCUAUUACUUCCACAAUACCCAGGCGAUGACACUCGCCCGACAAGUAGGAAGGAAAUUGCGGGGUGGUAUAGCUAUGGCUGGGCAGCUGAGGUUUUCACAGUAUGUGCUAUGGGGUCUUUCCUCCCUAUUACACUAGAGCAAAUGGCUCGAGAUCGUGGCGUUCUCCUAUCCGACAAAGUGACUCCGUGCCGGGCAACAUGGAAAGGUCCGCAACAGUUAUCGCCACAUGAGACCGUGGACCAAAGCGCCAUCAAUAUGUUGUACCAGGGCCGUGAUAUACUGGGCGCAAGCCAGUGUGUUGUUUACAUUUUUGGCGUUGAGAUUAACACUGCUAGCUUCGCCAUGUAUACAUUCUCGGUGAGUGUCUUAGUCCAAGCCGUCCUGAUAAUAUCUAUGUCAGGUGCUGCAGACCACGGGAGUUACCGUAAACUCUUUCUGCUGAUUUUCGCCGUUGUCGGUUCCAUUUCUACAAUGUUAUUUCUCUCAGUUGUACCAAAAGUUUAUCUUCUUGGGGCUCUGUUUGCGGUUAUAGCAAAUACCUGUUUUGGUGCAUCAUUUGUACUCUUGAAUUCAUUUUUACCGCUUAUAGUUCGUCAUCAUCCAUCUUUACUUGGAGGCAAUGAUGGAAUAUCCCGUCAAGGCUUACUAGAGGAUAAUGCCUUAGACAACACUCGCAACCAUGCCAAUGAGGCCACGACGCCUUUACUCUAUGCAAACCAAGUCGAUAAUAGAACGGCCGUGGCGGAUGCGGCCCCCGUGUCUCUUAAGGGGGCGUCGCAAGAGCUAGAGCUCUCUACGAUGAUCUCUUCAUAUGGAAUUGGAAUUGGUUAUAUUGGCGCUGUACUACUACAGAUACUCUGUAUCUUGGUUGUUAUCGGCACGCAUCAAACAACAUUCUCCCUGAGACUUGUCCUCUUUUUGAUUGGAUUGUGGUGGCUUGUUUUUACGAUCCCGGCAGCACUUUGGCUACGGCCUCGUCCUGGUCCACCGUUACCGUGUGCCCAAGACGGAAGACAACAUCGUUCAUGGCCUGGCUACAUUCUUUAUGCUUGGAAAGCACUAGGCCGGACAGUAGUUCGGACACGUCGUUUAAAGGAUAUCCUGUUGUUCCUUGCGUCAUGGUUUCUUCUCAGCGACGGAAUUGCCACUGUCAGUGGCACGGCCGUGCUUUUUGCCAAAACCCAGCUGGAUAUGCAGCCUGCCGCACUGGGUAUGAUUAACGUGGUAGCAAUGCUUGCCGGGGUCUUUGGUGCAUUUUCCUGGAGUUACAUAUCGCGGGCGCUCAAUCUUCGCGCAUCACAAACUAUUAUUGCAUGCAUUGUCUUAUUCGAACUCGUCCCGCUCUAUGGGAUUCUCGGGUUUAUUCCUGCAAUCAGAGAUCUUGGAUAUCUUGGUCUCCAACAGCCAUGGGAGAUGUUUCCCCUCAGUGUCGUGUAUGGGCUGGUUAUGGGUGGACUAUCUUCUUAUUGCCGGAGCUUUUUUGGGGAGUUGAUACCACCCGGAUACGAAGCAGCUUUUUACGCCCUUUACGCUAUCACUGAUAAGGGUUCGAGCAUAUUUGGCCCAGCUAUCGUUGGCAUGAUCACAGACCGCUACGGAGAGAUUAGACCUGCAUUUGUCUUUCUUGCGAUUUUGAUAAUACUUCCACUACCGCUCAUGCUUCUUGUGGAUGUGGACCGAGGAAAACGGGACGCACUUGCAUUAUCAGCUGAACUGGAGGGUAGCCAAAAGUCCUGCGCGCCUAGAUAUGGGUCGGUUUCUUGUGGUCGACAUGAUAAUGAAGAUGCCGCCGCGCAGAGUGGGUGAUGACGAGUUACACAAUUUCCUGGCAGGCUACUACAUUGGAAUACUAUAAUUAUCUUCCUACCUAAUUGAAUGUACUCCGAGCAAUUUACACCCACUCCCGUCUGUUUUAGAUAGCCACCACUUGUCCAGGAGCCCGAUAAAGAAAGUUUUUGCAGAAUACAAUCGGCAUUGAGACCUUUGAUAAAAGGAAACAGCAAACGGGAAGGAGCUAGCAUGUGC
Molecule: messenger RNA, 2412 nt
Organism: Aspergillus alliaceus
Lineage: Eukaryota; Fungi; Ascomycota; Eurotiomycetes; Eurotiales; Aspergillaceae
Product: MFS transporter
Exons: 3
Coding region: 349-2193 (614 amino acids)
Biological process (GO): amino acid transmembrane export from vacuole
Source: RefSeq, a predicted model, not a curated record